Messenger RNA from Branchiostoma belcheri (Belcher's lancelet), 1319 nucleotides. RefSeq names its product isoprenoid synthase domain-containing protein-like. The record is from RefSeq and is a predicted model, not a curated record. Lineage: Eukaryota; Metazoa; Chordata; Leptocardii; Amphioxiformes; Branchiostomatidae. Gene Ontology annotation, biological process: protein O-linked glycosylation via mannose. Gene Ontology annotation, molecular function: D-ribitol-5-phosphate cytidylyltransferase activity. The transcript has a single exon. The coding region runs from base 12 to 1214 and encodes 400 amino acids. Gene Ontology annotation, cellular component: cytosol.
ACGAAACCAACAUGGCAGCUGAUUGCGGUUCUGUGGAUUUUCCCGUGAGCGUUGUCCUUCCAGCUGCGGGCAGUGGCGAAAGGAUGGGGCUGGCCACACCCAAGCAGUUCUGCUCCGUCCUGGGAAGACCUCUUCUGUACUACACACUGCAGGCUUUCCUCAACGUGCCCUGGGUAAGGGAAGUUAUCGUGGUCGUGUCUCAGGACUGGCUACAAGAAACUUCAGACAUCUUGCAGAGCUUUUCACCAACAACCAGGUCUAAGGUUAGGGUAGUAUCCGGUGCCGCAACAAGGCAUAGGUCAAUCUGGAAUGGUCUAAAGGCUGUGGGUUCUAGUACAGAUGUGGUCGUCUUACACGACGCUGUUAGACCCUUGGUUGAAGAAGACUUUCUUAAGAGAAUUGUUCUGGCAGCUAAGGAGCAGGGGGCAGCAGGGGCAGUGCGCCCCCUCAUCUCCACAGUAGUAUCUCCCACCAAGGAUGGCAGUAUGUUAGACCACACUCUGGACAGAUCACAGUACCAAGCCAGCGAGAUGCCGCAAGCCUUUCGCUAUCCAGCCAUCAUGGAAGCCUACCACAACUGCAGCGAACACGAUUUGGACUUCGGAACGGAGUGCCUCCAUCUUGUACAAAAGUAUGCCGGCAUCUCAGCCAAACUUCUUCUUGGGCCGUCUUCCCUCUGGAAGGUGACCUUAAGAAAAGACUUGUAUGCGAUUGAAGGAGUUCUCAAAGAAGAGCACUGCAGGAAGGUGGCCAUGUUGUCUGACCAGCAGUCAACAGUGUCGCAGAGGCUACACAGGGGUUUUCAGGAGCAACUGAGUUCAGAAGUGCUUCACAUCAACCAUCAGGAACAGCUAGCAACCAUCUGUCAGACUGUGACUACACUUAUUCUAACCAACAGUUUUCCAUGUGACUUGAAGAAGACCAGGGACAGAGUUAGCCAAGUUUGGGAAGGUGCAACCAGUGGGGAUAGCACUAGUAGAGUGUUGGUCUUACUUUUCUGUGGGGAAGCUCCUGCACUUGAUGCAAUGCCUGUCAUCUUCAAGUUUACUCAGGAACUUGCAAAAGAAAGCAUGGAACAUUCAGUGGUUGUCUACAGUGUGUAUGUAGACAGUCAGGCUUCCAGUGAUGUUGUGAACAGGGCUGUAGGAAUGGUGAUCAGUCUGAUUCGUCAGAGGGACCCUGCACUGAGCGGACAGAUGUUUGUGGCUCAGUAAAUUUUUGUAUGGAACUGCUUUACUGUAGGAUGUAAUAGUAGGUUAUGUAGAGAAGUUUCAGCAUGUAACGUUAAGUGACAAUAUAGCCAUAUAUACCUCACAGUU